UACCUGGUUAAAUUGAAAUUCAAACGAAUUAUUAUUUUAAAUAUUGUGGUACUGGAUAUCGGGGCCAAUCAACCAUCAGUUCAUCUCUAAUUCGAUUGUUAUCAGCACUUUUCCUCAUCAGCUGUUUGCCUGGCUUCUUUCAAGGAAAAUUCUGCUUUAUUUUUGAUUGUCAAAAAAUGAAUUAUAAUGCCAAGCGGGUUAUGCGACAAAAUUCGGUUUGUAUUCCGUCAACUGAUUUGGCUUCAUCGCCGAUAAUGAUCGGACCCGCCACCCCCUCGACACCCGGGACUCCGCAGCUGCAGACCCCAGAGGACAUAAAGCCCAUUCACGUCCAACGCCAAGUAAUCCUUUUACAAGGAGGAGGCAUAGCGCAGUCGAGUCCUGUUCAACAACAACAGCAGCAGCAGCAACAUCAACAGCAGCAACAGCAACAUCAACAGCAACAACAACAGCAGCAGCAACAUGUAAACAUGAAUGCACCGAAUCCAGGAGGCAGCGCUGCCGGCAGUAUUCCCAUAGCCGAUGACGCUCCAGUUUCUUUGCUAACAGAAAUAGCAGACAUAAUGCGCAGUUUCGGGGACAGUGAUCAGCCGCGAAUGGCGAGCGUCAAGCUAGUGGAACAGAUCCUACAACAGCAGCUCCGAGGAAUCUUUAACGAGGCCUCGCUGGUGGCCAUGCGGCGUAAGCAGAAUCCGUGUCCAUCACAGGCAGAUUUUGAGUUUCUCAUGCGCAACCAUCCGGUGAAGAUUGCCCGUAUGCGAAAGCAUCUGAAGGAUAUGCGUAUACUCAAGCGUUUUCUGAGCAUACGUACUGGGCGGCCGCAGGACUUCAUGGACGACCUGGAGCAGCAGGAUGAGGACGAAGAACUAGCCAUUGAAGUGCAUGAGUUGCAUGAUGAAGAUCGUAUGCGCCGCUUGUUCCGAGCAGACCGUAUCUCACAGAUUCUUACUGGACAGCAGUACCUGGAGUUCAACGAGGCCCGGAAGACCUCUUUCUACUGUCGCCACGGCGAGAAGAUCAAGAACAAGUUCCGACGUUUUCUGGAUCUGCCGGCUGAUCUGCGCAUCCCCACACCCACCAUGAACAUCCUGGCCUAUCUGGCCCACGAGACUAUUGCCGCCAUCGUUGAUUACUCGAUCCUGACCCGUCUCAAUUCGGAUAACCGCGCGACGGAACCGUACAGUCGGGUCACAUCCGCUGGCGGGAGUCCGGCCAUGAUGCACGUGUGCCCCGAGGUUACCCAGGGUCGCGGCAUGGAGGUGGUGAAGCCUAUCAGCGUUCCGGAAAUCCACGAGGCCAUGCGCAGGUUCCGGCAGAUGAGCGGUCGCAAAAUUGGGCGUUAUCGCAACUCCUGCGACAUUGACUUCCGAAGGAGUUUCCUAGCUAUCUAGUUAAGUUUUAUUAUUUAAUAUUGUUCUUAAUUAAUAAGAUAUUAUAAUAUUCAAUCGGUCUUACACGUUAAAAAAAAAAAACAAUUGAUAUUUCUGUAUUUAAGAUUAUAAUAAUUAAGAGCGUUGUUCUCAUAAGUACUAUUUUUUAUUAAGUUUUUGCUAAUGUUUAUGAAUAGUGUUUCUGUAACCUAUUUAGUUAUUAUUUUAUAAUAAAACUGAAAAAAUUGUAUAACUGCUCCUUGUAAUGGAAUUCAAGAUAAAGGCAUUCAAUGAUAAUA
Messenger RNA from Drosophila ananassae, 1669 nucleotides. It is a transcript of the gene Spt3, whose product is annotated as transcription initiation protein SPT3 homolog. Gene Ontology annotation, biological process: transcription by RNA polymerase II. NCBI's taxonomy places the organism in Eukaryota, Metazoa, Arthropoda, Insecta, Diptera, Drosophilidae. The transcript has a single exon. Gene Ontology annotation, molecular function: transcription coactivator activity; protein heterodimerization activity. The coding region runs from base 177 to 1391 and encodes 404 amino acids. The record is from RefSeq and is a predicted model, not a curated record.